Messenger RNA from Phaedon cochleariae (mustard beetle), 1126 nucleotides. NCBI's taxonomy places the organism in Eukaryota, Metazoa, Arthropoda, Insecta, Coleoptera, Chrysomelidae. The record is from the annotation of a GenBank genome assembly.
AAAGAAGGCUGCACACCUUAGUGAACAUUUCAAGAGAGAACUUCUCGAUAACAGUGUGCAAAAAAGAAGGUUGGAUUUGAUAACCAUAGGAUCACUUGAUAGAACUCGACCAAAAGCCAAGAGGAGAGUUAUUGCAAUCAUGGCUAGAGUCCAUCCUGGAGAAUCUCCUUCAAGUUUUGUUUGUCAAGGACUGUUGGAACUACUUGUUAGCUCUAACUCAGUGGCUUCUAUCCUCAGACAACACGUGAUAUUCAAAGUGAUUCCCAUGUUGAACCCAGAUGGGGUGUUUCUGGGGAACUACAGGAGUACCGUGAUGGGAACGGAUCUGAACAGAUCUUGGCACAUAGCUAAUCCUUGGUGUCAUCCUACAAUAAAAGCUGUGACAGAUAUGUUGGCAACAAUAGACAAAAAUAAAGAAUUUCAGUUGGAUUUUGUAGUUGAUAUACAUGCUCAUUCGAGUUUGAAAGGAUGUUUUGUUUAUGGAAACACAUACGAAGAUGUUUACAGGUACGAAAGACACAUUCUGUUCCCCAAACUUCUGGCCAGUACAUCCGAUGACUACAUUCCAGAGAAUACCAUGUUCAAUUCCGACAUAAAUAAAAUUGGUACGUCAAGAAGGUACCUCUGUUCAAUUUUAAGCGAUAGAGUCAACUGCUAUUCCUUCGAGGUGUCGAUUUUUGGCUACAAACUCAAAGGAACUGAAAUCACUGUUCCCUAUACCGAAGAUAGUUAUAUGAGAUGCGGUCGAAAUUUGGUUCGAACCUUCCUAGAAUACUACCAAAACACCGGAGCGAUCCCGAUUGAAAUUGGUUCCGAGAUUACCAAUAAGAAACGGAGGCCAAGGACCAACCAAAUAAGGAGGAGGAACCGAAACCGCUACCAGCGGCCUUUGACGAGCAGAACUCUUGCUCAGCUGCAUUUCCAGAAUCUCAACAUCUUCGACAGCGAAACCGAAUUUGAGGACUAUUCUUAUAGUUACAGAAAUCCAAGCCCUCAGAGGGUUAACGACCAGAACACAGCGAAAUCGACUGCCAGAGGGAAUCCCCAGAAAUUCUUCAGAAGCAGUUCUCCACCCCCAACUACGUAUGUCGUUUUACCCGAGCCAGCACUGUCAAUCAUUGAUUUC